This is a messenger RNA of Melitaea cinxia (Glanville fritillary), 1398 nucleotides long. RefSeq names its product cytochrome P450 6B1-like (gene CYP338A1). The record is from RefSeq and is a predicted model, not a curated record. Gene Ontology annotation, molecular function: oxidoreductase activity, acting on paired donors, with incorporation or reduction of molecular oxygen; heme binding; iron ion binding. The transcript has 2 exons. Lineage: Eukaryota; Metazoa; Arthropoda; Insecta; Lepidoptera; Nymphalidae. The coding region runs from base 1 to 1398 and encodes 465 amino acids.
AUGUUCUUCGAAAGUUUCAUUUUAAAUAUAUUAGUUCUCGUUGUACUUAUUCUCGCUCUUCUAUUCGACUAUGCCACAAAAUUCUUCAGCUACUGGUACAUCCGCCACAUUCCAUACAGAAUACCGAUUCCUCUAUUCGGAAAUGAUUACUUUCGCGUCUUAGGAAUCCGGAACACAUCCGAUGAAGUAAAUAAAUUGUAUACGACUUACGGAAAAGAUAAGUAUGUUGGGUGUAUCAAAAGUCGUAUACCAGAUUUGAUUGUAAAAGACCCGAAUUCUAUAAAGAAGAUACUGUCGACGGAUUUCUCGAAUUUCCAUUGCCGAGGCUCCGCACUGGACAGAUCUCAGGAUGUUUGUAUACGAAACAAUUUGUUUUAUGCUGAAGGAGAAAAAUGGACUCUAUUGCGUAGUAAAAUGGAGCUUUUAUUGAACAACAUGGACGUGAACCUACGAGACAAUUUACAUGACUGUUUGCAAGGAAUAAAUGGACAGACAAAUGUACAACAAUUAUUAUGUGAAAUAUUGGAUGUUGUAUUUAAGGAUUUGCUUAUCGGUAAUAAUUUAGAUGGAUCGGUUAUAAAGACCACGAGAAAAAUAUUGCAGACUAGAACUUUGUUUGAUAAGCUUAAGAGCUAUUUGAAAGAUAUUUUUCCUUCAAUCUAUGUGAUGUUUGGAUUAAACGUUCUAUCGAAGCAAUACUUUAGCAAAUUUACUCAAGUGCUCGAAGAAUCGAAAUUAAUGCAGGAUAUUAAAAAGACGGAGUCCAUUUUGCACGACGAUACAGAUGUUAAGAAAAAGUUCAAGCUGUCCGAGUGUGACCUAAUAACAGCGUACUUAGCACUUUUUAUUGGCGAAGGAUACAUUCCUUGUCACCACACACUAACUACGUUAUUAUACGAAUUAGCCAAAAAUCCUGAAGUACAAGAAAAGGCAAGAAAGUGUGUAAACAGCUCAUCUGAAGAUGAUUAUCUAAGUCACACGAUUAAAGAGACUUUGCGUCUCCAUCCUCCUUAUUCAAUUAUUAACAGAAAAUGUGUAAAGACCUAUCAAUUUCCAGAUAAGGAUCUCCUUAUAGACAAGAGCUUUACAAUUACAAUACCAGUUGAGGCACUUCAAAGGGAUGAAACACAUUACAAAGAUGCUAAUAAAUUUAAUCCAAGUCGCUUUGAAGCAAACCGUGAAUUACCUGAUUGUAUUUAUCUGCCUUUCGGUACUGGACCUAGAAAAUGUAUUGGCGAGCGACUUGCGUUACAAAUCAUCCGCUCUGUAACUGCAUCUAUUUUGAAGUCUUUCCACAUAGCGCCUUGUGAAAUGCUACCUGAUCUACAAACCAGUGAUUUUAAUUUUAAAAGGGUUAUUGAUAAUGAUUUAUGGUUAAAAUUUGACCCGAUAUCAUAG